AUGCCUAAUGACGUACAAAACGUCGAUGUCACCGAUACUAAAAAGUCGAGUAUUUCUUCACCCGCAUUAUCCAAUGAGCCGAUUUCAAUUGACUCACCAAUAUCCGAUACAAUCGUUCAAUUGGAUGGUGUAAUAAAUACGGUUGCCGGUAUUUCAUCGUCACAAGUAAAUUGUUCGAUUGAUAUUAACACCGGAAGUGAAGAAACAACACAAUGCUUUGACGAAGCCAGCGCGUGCAAUCUGGGUGCCACUAACGUAGCGCAUUUGCCAAUUCGUAAGCGCACUCAAGAAGCUUAUUUGUCAAAUGCCAAUAAACGGAUCAAAACUCGAAAUCAAUAUAUUGCGGAAUUGUAG
Molecule: messenger RNA, 354 nt
Organism: Didymodactylos carnosus
Lineage: Eukaryota; Metazoa; Rotifera; Eurotatoria; Philodinida; Philodinidae
Source: the annotation of a GenBank genome assembly